AUGUACAACCCUGACCCAACGCCCGACGGCCCUCCACCCAGCAAGCAUGACGUGGGUUGGAGGAGAGUCGUUCGUCAUUUCACGCCCUCAUGGUUUUCCGUCACAAUGGGAACAGGAAUCGUGUCUAUUCUGCUGAACACGCUCCCCUACAACGGUGACUGGCUGCGGUACAUAUCCAUCGUGCUUUUCGUGCUCAACGUCGUCCUUUUCGCCAUCGGAACCGUCAUCUCCGUCCUUCGAUAUACCCUCUAUCCGGAAAUCUUCACCCUCAUGAUCACCCAUCCCGUGCAGUCCAUGUUCCUGGGCACCAUUCCUAUGGGCUUUGCAACCAUAAUCAAUAUGUUCUGCUAUGUCUGCGUUCCCGCCUGGGGCGAGUGGACCCGCAACUUUGCCUGGGGAUUGUGGAUUUUCGACGCGGUCUUGUCCGUCGUGAUUGCCCUGUCUCUACCUUUUCUACUCAUGGCCCACGGCAGCGACAUGCAACUGUCCUCCAUGACAGCCGUCUGGCUCCUCCCCAUCGUCACCUGUAUCGUGGCCGGGUCGUCCGGCGGCAUCGUGGCCAGCGUCCUGCCGAAUCCGCAACAUGCACUAUGGACCAUCAUCUGCUCAUACAUGCUCUGGGGUAUCGGGGUCCCAUUGGCCAUGAUGGUGUUGGUGAUCUACCUGCAGCGACUAACUCUGCACAAAAUCCCUCCCAAGGGGGUGAUCGUGAGCGUUCUUCUGCCAUUAGGUCCGCUGGGCCAAGGCGGAUACGGAGCACUGAAGCUUGGAGAGGUCGCACACGCGAUCUUCCCGCAAACCGAGACCCUGGAAGCGUCGACCGGGGAGACGUUCCAUAGCGUCGGAUUCCUGAUCGCGCUGAUCAUGUGGUCAUUUGGCCUGGUGUGGCUGUUUUUCGCGCUGGCCUCGAUUGCUCGAUGCAAGAGCUUCCCCUUUAAUAUCGGCUGGUGGGGGUUCACAUUCCCGCUAGGGGUUUUUGCUGUUUGUACCUGUGAGAUGGGGGCGGCGCUGCCGUCGAGGUUCUUCCGCAUAUUAGGAACGGUUCUGUCGCUGUGUGUGGUGGUUCUGUGGGUCGUGGUGAGCGUGGGGACUUUGAAGGGCGUCUGGUCCGGUCGCUUGUUUUUCGCACCUUGUCUCCCGGUGAUGGAGCGAGAGCCGCAGGUCGAGGAGGGCAAGGCAGCCUGA
This is a messenger RNA of Aspergillus melleus, 1185 nucleotides long. RefSeq names its product TDT family transporter. The coding region runs from base 1 to 1185 and encodes 394 amino acids. The record is from RefSeq and is a predicted model, not a curated record. The transcript is spliced from 5 exons. Lineage: Eukaryota; Fungi; Ascomycota; Eurotiomycetes; Eurotiales; Aspergillaceae. Gene Ontology annotation, biological process: transmembrane transport; sulfite transmembrane transport. Gene Ontology annotation, molecular function: sulfite transmembrane transporter activity. Gene Ontology annotation, cellular component: plasma membrane.